Pecten maximus is the source of this 761-nucleotide messenger RNA. RefSeq names its product C-type lectin domain family 4 member E-like. Gene Ontology annotation, molecular function: signaling receptor activity. The transcript has 4 exons. NCBI's taxonomy places the organism in Eukaryota, Metazoa, Mollusca, Bivalvia, Pectinida, Pectinidae. The coding region runs from base 246 to 731 and encodes 161 amino acids. The record is from RefSeq and is a predicted model, not a curated record.
GGCGGAAAUUAGUUUAAUUUUACAAACUAUAUAUCAUUAAGGCGUUAUUUAAACAUUCUGAUUGCAUUGCUCUGAACAAUUUACAGAUGUAAAUGUCAAGUGGUGUCUUCCUGUAGCAGUGGAAACAAUAGAGCCUCGUUUUUUUGUUGUUGCACAUUUACAUAUUUAACGUCCAUACAUGCGUUAAGUACCAUAUCGAGCGCGGUAGUCGGAAAACCUUACAUCGCAUCGACGUUUAUCACAAGAUGGAGAAUUGUUUCAAAUUUGCCCUAGUGGCCAGUCUGUGUAUAGUUAUACACUUCGCUCAAGCAUCUCGCUGCCCUUUAAGUGAGCAGGAUCAGUGGAAGGAGUUCCGGAAUUCCUGCUACUUUUUCAGCGAAACGUCGACAACUUGGCAGUCGGCCAAGGAAUCCUGUGAAGAGAAUGGAAGUCACCUCGUUGACAUUUUGUCACGGGGAGAAAACGAAUUUAUCCACCAGAGACUGAAUACCUACCGAUACAGUGAAGACUACUACAUUGGGGCAACCGAUCGACAACAUGAGGGUUAUUUCGUGUGGGAAAGCACUAGGAGUGCACUCGGAUAUAAGAACUGGAACGUUGGUGAACCAAACCAGCAUCUGGGCACUCCUGAAAAUUGUGCUGAAAUCAAAACCGAUAAUGGGAAAUGGAAUGAUGUCCCCUGUGAUAUCGUGAUGCGUUUUAUUUGUAAACGUCCGGUAUCCAGAGAGUAAUAAACUGAAAUAUUUGUUUCUCACCAUAAA